CCGGCGGGGCGCGGCCGCGGCCUGAGGGCGGUCAUGUCCGGGGUGGUGCGGACCCUCAGCCGCUGCUUGCUGCCGGCCGAGGCCGGAGCCCGCGAGCGCAGGGCGGGCGCGGCGCGCGACGCGGAACGCGAGGCCCGACGGCGCAGCCGCGACAUCGACGCGCUGCUGGCCCGCGAGCGGCGCGCGGUGCGGCGGCUGGUCAAGAUCUUGCUGCUGGGCGCCGGCGAGAGCGGCAAGUCCACCUUCCUCAAGCAGAUGCGCAUCAUCCACGGCCGGGAGUUCGACCAGAAGGCGCUGCUGGAGUUCCGCGACACCAUCUUCGACAACAUCCUUAAGGGCUCGAGGGUGCUUGUAGACGCUCGGGACAAGCUUGGCAUUCCCUGGCAGCACUCUGAGAACGAGAAGCACGGGAUGUUUCUGAUGGCCUUCGAGAACAAGGCAGGGCUGCCUGUGGAGCCUGCCACCUUCCAGCUCUACGUUCCAGCCCUGAGCGCACUCUGGAGAGACUCCGGGAUCAGGGAAGCCUUCAGCCGCAGAAGCGAGUUCCAGCUGGGUGAGUCAGUGAAGUACUUCCUGGAUAACUUAGACCGGAUUGGCCAGCUGAACUACUUCCCCAGUAAGCAAGACAUCCUGUUGGCUAGAAAGGCCACCAAGGGAAUCGUGGAGCAUGACUUCGUGAUAAAGAAAAUCCCAUUUAAGAUGGUGGAUGUGGGCGGCCAGAGGUCGCAGCGCCAGAAGUGGUUCCAGUGCUUCGACGGGAUCACAUCGAUCCUGUUCAUGGUGUCCUCAAGCGAGUAUGACCAGGUCCUCAUGGAGGAUAGGCGCACCAACCGGCUGGUGGAGUCCAUGAACAUCUUCGAGACCAUCGUCAACAACAAGCUCUUCUUCAACGUCUCCAUCAUCCUCUUCCUCAACAAGAUGGACCUGCUGGUGGAGAAGGUGAAGUCGGUGAGCAUUAAGAAGCACUUCCCAGACUUCAAGGGCGACCCGCACCGGCUGGAGGACGUCCAGCGCUACCUGGUCCAGUGCUUUGACAGGAAGCGCAGGAACCGCGGCAAGCCUCUGUUCCACCACUUCACCACUGCCAUAGACACCGAGAACAUCCGCUUCGUGUUUCAUGCCGUGAAGGACACCAUCCUGCAGGAGAACCUGAAAGAUAUCAUGCUGCAGUGAGACAGCCCCUCUGCCGUCCUCUCGUGGCCUCCGUGGCCUGUGGCCACAUGUCUCUGGUGUGUCUGCCACCUGCAUGGACCUGCAGUGGGCAUCUCGAAGCCACACCAUCUAAUACCUGGCUCAAGAAUGCUGGACUGUCAGCCACACCAGCGAGCUGCGGGCAAGAGGACGUGGGAGUGUCAGUGAUAGCUACUGAAUCGGGGACUGAAACUACUGAAUCCACGCCAUCGCUCUGGUGUUGAUCUGUAAAACCUGGGAACACAGCUUUCUCCCUCCCUACAGAAACUCUUCCUUGCUGACACGACUUAACCAAGGUUCAGGUGUGCACAGACACACAUGCUCUCAUUAAUGACAGAAACACAACCCCAGCUGGCCUUACAGACAGCUCUUCCCUCUGACUCGCAGGUUCUCACGGAGACACACUAACUCGGAAGCUUAGCCUCACGGUAGGCUGUAGAGGGCAUGCGCUGCUGCUAAGCUCAGAGUGGCUCAGCCGCAGUGCCACCUCCCAAAGUGAACACACUGCCUUUAAAAUUGUGCCAAUACCCUCCGAGUCCCCACUCUGAGGCACGUCAGGGCCAGCAAAGAAGCCAAGUCAGGUGUCCACACUCCCGACUAGAGAACAAGGUGGGAGCUGUGAAGCUGCCUCACCGCCCCAGGAGCCACUUACCGUGUCUCCAUGCCCAGUGGGCCGGCCGCAGUGUGGAAGGUGACCUCUGAAGCAGCUCUGGCAGCCUGUGCACACAGUGGUGCUCUACUUCCCCAGCCUCCACAGCCCAUGGCAAAGACACACAACCAAGUGGCCUUGUAGUUUGCCUUACUUGACAGUUGUGGCAUGUAGCAUCCCCUGUCCUGGGCUCUGAAAGUGGGCCCAAGACACUCUGCAGCUGUAGAGCGUCUUCAUGUCUUGGCUGCUGGACGGGCCCCAGCCACUGGCCCUUUAGGAGAAGCCCUGGGGUCUGCACACCGCCCUCACCAUUGCCUUCACACAGUGCACUCUGCUCUCAGAGUGGCUGGCAGGCCGCAUUCUGUCGCUGUGCACAUAAAGUCAGUCAGCACCCUCCUAGCCCUGGUCCAUGAGGGUGCAGAAGGCUGGGGACAUCAGCACAACCUGCUAAGCCUCGCCUCCUUGGCAGGUGUCACUGUUUUACAAUACGUUGCAUUCCAGACCUGCCUCUGUCACUGAUUGCUUUCUGGGAGCGGGGGUGUGGCUUAUAACUUCCCCAGAGUGUUGUUUUGGUUCACUAACAUAUCCAAGGGCCCUGUCUGCAACUGAACUACUCCUGACACUUGAUCCCUGUUGCAUCCUUGUCUUGGCUCAUUUCAGGCACCAGACACAUAGGAUUCUUGGAGCAGAUGCUAAGCCAGGAGACAGGAUGGGGCUGCUUCUUAGAGCCCUUGUUAUGGCAGCGCUCCAUCUAGGAAACAGCAGUCAGUCUCUCCUGCUCACUGUUCUCCCUCUCUGUGCUCAAGUCUGUCAGUGCUCGCUGGCCUCUGGCUCUUCCCUUUGGGGAGGGAGCGGCUGUUCUGCCUGCUUCACCGAGUCUUCACAAGCUGAGGGGAUGAGGCCAGGUUAGUACCAGGGACCAGCAACCUUUCAGGGCUCCUUGGGGGUCUCAGGUCCACACACAGUGAGCAUCCCUUGCCAGGUGCCCCAUGUAUCUGUCAGUGCUGAGACGCCAAACACACAACCUGUUCCCAGCUGCUGCUGGGGGCCACUGUGACCGAGGAGAGUGUGGGGUUGCCAGGGAGAGCGCUGUCCCUCUGACAGCCUGACCAGAUGAUGUAGCUUUGAAAGCCGGCAGCAUGUGAGUAGCAAGAUGUGACCUUGAGCUAGCUGAGCAGAACACAGGUGGAUGGGCAGAGGCCCCCAUCCUGGCGAGCUGAGCCUGGCUGUGUCCUGUCAGGACGCCCUACUCUGUGACCCUACCCUGUGAUCUGUGAAGUGGUGCAGUCGGAAGACGAGGCUGGAGUCCUUUACAAGUUUCUACACUAGAUUGUAGCCAGGUUUUCUCCCAGGCCUUAGGCUUUGGUUUACUUUUAAUUUUAAUUUCACUGUUACCCUUGACUAUUGUCCUUUUUGUUGCAGUGUUGGAGAGGCAGGAGGUAUUUGUGCCUCAUCUAUUACUGCAAAAAAAUUAAAUAAAUGUAACAAUAAACGUCCUAAAAUCA
Rattus norvegicus (Norway rat) is the source of this 3345-nucleotide messenger RNA. RefSeq names its product G protein subunit alpha 12 (gene Gna12). Gene Ontology annotation, cellular component: neuronal cell body; cytoplasm; plasma membrane. Gene Ontology annotation, molecular function: guanyl nucleotide binding; G protein activity; G protein-coupled receptor binding. The transcript is spliced from 4 exons. Bases 34 to 1173 code for a protein of 379 amino acids. Gene Ontology annotation, biological process: regulation of fibroblast migration; Rho protein signal transduction; negative regulation of vascular associated smooth muscle cell proliferation. NCBI's taxonomy places the organism in Eukaryota, Metazoa, Chordata, Mammalia, Rodentia, Muridae. The record is from RefSeq and is marked validated.